AUGACGAGUGUCGACGAGCUCUUCAAGAAACCGUCCACGGCAGGAAGUUCCAAGCGCAAGUUCGAGCCCGUCCAAGACCCCAAUGAGCUAUACAAAGCGGCCAAGCUGGGCUCCAAUGGCGACGUGAGGUCGAAAGGCAAGGAAGCUAUGGUAGAGGACGAGAUGGAGGAUGAUGAGGAAGCUGGUCCCGAGCUGCCGCCCGACUUUGACGAAGAGGAUAUACCAGAUGACGAGGAAGGGCGCUUCUUCGGCGGAGGCAUGGAACAGAAGACUGCCGAUGCUAUGCAAUACAUCGACCAACAUGAAGAGGAAGAGACCGUGCCCGAGAAGUUCGACGCCGCUUGGGUGCGCCGGUUUGCGCUUAACUUCGAGAGAAAGAUUUCUAAGAACGCGGAGCUUCGUGGAAAGUUUGAGGGCGAUCCGCAGAAGUUCAUGGCAUCCGAGGCCGACUUGGACUCCGAGAUCAAAGGACUAUCGAUUCUGUCGGAACACCCCGAGCUUUAUGAGGAGUUCGCGAAGAUGGGAUGCGUGGGCUCGUUGAUAUCGCUAUUAUCGCACGAGAAUGCGGAUAUUGCGAUUGACACCAUCCAAAUCAUCAGUGAGCUGACUGACGAAGAUGUGGAAGCUGAGCAGGAGCAAUGGGAUAGCUUAGUCAAUGCUAUGAUGGAUGCCGAUCUCAUUGAACUCUUGUCACAGAAUCUCGGUCGUCUGGACGAGAGUUCAGAGACCGAUCGUGCCGGUGUUUAUUAUGUGCUAAAUGUCCUGGAAAACCUGUCCUCUCAAACCCCGCUCGCGGAGAAGAUUGGGCAAGACGCUACGGUCCUACCUUGGAUCUUAUCCCGCAUUCAAAAAAAAGAAUCACCCGUAGGCCAGAACAAGCAGUACGCCGCCGAGAUCCUGGCAAUACUCCUGCAAUCCUCCUCCAAGAACCGGGAGAAGUUCACCGGUCUUGAGGGUAUCGAUAUCAUUCUCCAGCUCCUCAGUGCAUACCGGAAACGCGAUCCUGAGAAGGACUCAGACGAGGAGGAGUAUGUGGAGAACCUUUUCGCCUCCUUGGUGUGCCUCGUCGACGAAGACUUAGGGAAACAAAAGUUUAUUGAAGCAGAGGGCAUAGAACUGGGUCAAAUCAUGCUCAAAGAAGGCAAAUUCAGCAAGCCACGUGCUCUCCGCGUUCUCGAUCACGCAUUCGGUGGAGCCGGAGGUGCCCCGGCUUGUGAGAGAUUGAUCGAAGCCGCAGGCUUGAGAACGGUUUUCGGAAUGUUCAUGAAAAAGCAAGAGUCUCAGAAUAUCGAACAUCUCUUGGGCAUCUUUGCCUCGCUUCUUCGACUUCUGCCUGGUGGUUCUGCUGCUCGGAUUCGAAUGCUGGCCAAGUUCAUGGAGAAGGACUAUGAGAAGAUUGAGAAGCUUAUCAAGUUGCGACGGGAAUAUGCUGCUCGCGUAUCGCCUGUUGAGCAGGCUAUUGCGAAGGAGGGCAAGGGCUUUUCGGCGGAGGACCAGGAACUCAUGGCUGGUGAAUGGUUGUCGCGGCGAUUUGACGCUGGUCUUUUCUCAUUGCAGACGAUCGAUGUCAUCCUUGCAUGGCUUAUUGCCGAGGACGAUGGUGCUAAGAAAAAGGUUGUCUCGCUUCUGGCGGAUCGGGAUGAGGAUCUGUCUUUGGUGAAGAGUACCUUGCAAGAACAACUCGACGGACUCGAAGGGGAAGAACAAGGCCAGAAGGAUUUCAAGGACAUGCUAAGCACCUUGUUGCAGUUCUUGUAA
Penicillium atrosanguineum is the source of this 1758-nucleotide messenger RNA. Its product is annotated as beta-catenin-like protein 1. The coding region runs from base 1 to 1758 and encodes 585 amino acids. The transcript is spliced from 9 exons. NCBI's taxonomy places the organism in Eukaryota, Fungi, Ascomycota, Eurotiomycetes, Eurotiales, Aspergillaceae. The record is from RefSeq and is a predicted model, not a curated record. Gene Ontology annotation, cellular component: spliceosomal complex.